Messenger RNA from Didymodactylos carnosus, 1344 nucleotides. The record is from the annotation of a GenBank genome assembly. Lineage: Eukaryota; Metazoa; Rotifera; Eurotatoria; Philodinida; Philodinidae.
UUCUAUCUCUGUUAUAAAUUUCACCCCGAUCCGACAUCGGCGUCCCCGGUUUUCAAGAGGGUCAAAAAAAUGGGGGGGGGGUACCCUUAAAUAAUGUGUACAACUCAAAAAUAGUAUGAGAUAUGUUCAUGUGAAUAAUUCUAAGUAACGGUUGAUAUAACUGUUGCCGAUCCGGAAAAUAAGUUUUCACAAAUAUCUGGAUUCUAACGAAAAUUUUCUUCUAAUAGUUAAUUGAAGUAAGAGUUGAUAAUAAAAACCAUAAUUUACAGACUAUCAGAGAUCUAUCGUACAAUUACAGUGAGUUGUUUUCAUUUAAAAUUUUUAUACAUCGAAAAAAAUGACCAAUUGUCGUUUAAUUUAAUUGUGCACGUAGCAUAUCAAACAUACUUUUUUCCUUCCAUUCUCAUCCAUUUCCUUUCCAUUGCGAGUAUCAAAUUAGUGUCGCUAAGAGGUGUUCUAUCGGUAGAGAGUUUUUCGUAACUUUUAUGCAGAAAAAAACGAAAAACAGAUUUAUUAUUUAAUAUGAAAUUUACCUAUUUCUAUUGCUUGUUUAUAGUCUGUCUAAUAUUUAAUAUCAAAGGUGAUGUACAUGAAUGUACAAAAAAUGACAAUAAUGAAACAUUGUGUGAUGAUGAUGACGAAAGAACAGAGAAUUCUUCUCGUAAUAAGCGUAUGAUAUUUAGAGAUAAAUCUAAAUUAGUGAAACCAAAUCAAAAAUCAUCUGAUCAAAUUAAUUCACAAACCGUACAAGCUUAUCUUGUUCAAGAAGGUGUUAGUUCAAUAUUACAAAAUUUAUUAUUAGCACAUGUUAUUUAUCAAGUCUAUCAUAAGCCUUCAUCAGAAAAUCCAACAUCAUUAUCAUUUAAUGAUACAAGAAAUUUACUAUCGGCCUUAUCAUUUGGUCAAGGUACAGAAGGAUUUGGAAACGUGGCACGGGAUGAUUUAGAAAUAUUAAUGAAACAACUCGAUAAUUGGUCACAAAAUCAUUUAAAAGAGACAACCACCGGUCGUCUAUCAUUACCUGAAUUAGCGUUUUUAUUUGCUGUCGAUGGGUCCACGGUAGAAGAUGACGAAAUGAAAGGACUUAUUAUUGAUAAAUUGAGAUCAAAUUUUAACGACAGCAUAUUAAGUAAACAAGAAUUUGUACAAAUGUAUGAAAAAGAUCCGGGCAUUGGUGAAAUGAAUAAUGAAUUGCAACAUUCAUUAGAAAACUUAUACGAUGCAUUACAAAGACAAUUUCGUGCAUGGAAUUUCAAUAUCUUUCGACGACUGGUUUUUCGUUUUAGCGAGAUUAAACAAUCAGAACAAAAAUCAAAAUGGUUCAGAAAUAACAAAAAUAAUUAA